AAUUGGGAAGACUUACACUUUUUAAGUAUGUUCUUUGCCACUUGAUUCUAUAAAUGUAUUUGCGAAUUUUGUUAAGGAUAAAUUAAAGAAAAACAUUUUGGGAGUAAAAGCUAAUAGACACAGCCCUGUCCCAUGACAGAAAUAGCAGACGACAGUGCGCUGCGUUUUCCAUCCACUUUCGCGAUCCCUGGACGUGCCAGUGGAAGAUCUACAGUUGUUUUACCAUUUAUCGAAGUUGCGAGAACGAUACGAACGACAAAUUUACGAAUAUGGCUGAAAUAACGGAUUUCGGUCCAAGAAAGGCGAUUUUUGUCCUAGCAAUUGUAAUCGGGUGUUUUGCAGUAUUGUGGCCGAAAAUUUUCUAUCCUAUGUUCACAGCAUCUGUCAGUCCACAUUAUACGUCGGACAAUUCGGCAUGCUGCGAUGUAAUCUUUGAAAGUGAUGUCAAUGCUGCUGAUAUUAUGUAUGAAAUAUGUCAGAAUAUACUGAAACAUCAUCAAAUUGAUCCAAGAGUAAGAGAUGUUUUGAAAACUGUAAAAUUAACACCACAAGGAGCAAGUUUGUGUAGAGAAGAAAUUUUAGCUAGAUGUGGUAUAGAUUUAUCUACGUUUCUUGCUGAAAGAGAACGCCUGGGAAAAUCUUAUAAACAAGUUUUAGAAGAAAUCAGAUCAUUUAAUAGUUCCCUCUGUCUUAAAAUACAUUUUGGUAUAGCUCUUUCUCAACUAGGAACUCCACAUCUAAUCAGAUAUCAUAUUUUAAUGCCGCACAGUACCAUAAAGCAAGAACGAGGUACACCUCCACAUGCAGGUGGUUUACAUCCUGCAUUAAGAGAACGUGGUAGAACUAUCCCUUCCUCUCAUAUCGUACCAAAGGUAGCAGAUAGACCUGAUCAUGUUGUGCCAAAGAUGAGACCACCUUUAGGAGGUGCAGGACAUGUUGUUCCUGCACCAAAAGGAAAUGGUACUAUGGGAAUUAUUAUGCCAUUAUACACUUCGGGCAUUGUACUAUUUUUCCUAUAUACAAUUAUGAAGGUGUUGAGAAAAAAUUCGGAUAGUGAAAUCAUUUCGGAAUAUCCAGGAGCUGCAGCAGAGAAAGAAUUUCGGAAAAUGGUAUUUAGUCCUGAAGCUUUUACUACUGCAAUGACUGGCGGUACAAUGCAUUAUCAAAAGGAGAGGUCCCCAUCACCACAAAGGCCACCUACCAUAGAGGAAUUAAAGGACCAAGCGGCAGGAGACAUAGAGAUAGAUCAACUGAGACGACGUUUGGUCGAGACGGAAGCAGCCAUGGAAAGAAUUGUUGUUCAGAUGGGCAACAUAUCACGUUCAGUUAUGCAUAGUCCAAGCCCACAACAAGAACUCAAGAACGAUACCAUCGUCCAGGCUGAACAUAGUAUGACAGAUGAAGAAGUAGAAAACAUAGAACAUUCGCCAACUGUUAAAGUCAUAGGUAUGGAAAUGACAGCUAGUUGUGAGGGUAAGGGUAGUAGACCUACUACUCCUAUAAUUCCAAUUUCACAAAGCCAUAUUGAGAGAGAAAAAACACCACCAAAACCGAUAUAUUUAGAAGGUGCACUUCCUCCACAAUGCGAAUUACUUGUAACAGAUUCAGAAACACAAGCUCAAAAAGCAGAAGAGGAUGUAGAGGCACCUGUUGUACUUUCAGGCAAAAUGACCCUCUCUCUCAUCAGUCUCGACCAAAAUGCAGCUGUAUCUGAGGCAGAAGAUCAGAAAAUACAAAAUACAGAGGAUACAAUAAUUUUGAAUAUGGAUGAUACAGAAAAUGCUCUAAAGGUUAGAACAACCAACAGAAAAGAGGAAGUAGAUACCGAACUACAAAUUAAUGAAAUGAAAGAAAUUUAUAAAGAAAAACAACAGCAAGUAAAAGAGGAAGAAAAAAAGCCAGAAAUAUAUAUAGAACAAAAUAUAUUUAAAGAUGACCAACAAGAACAAAUAGAAGAAAAAGGUGGAAAAACAGAGGUAAAAGAAGUUGAAGAAGCAGAAGAGAUUGAAAAGGCAAAGGGAAGCGAAGAAGAUAGGGGAAGAGUAAAAUUAACUGACAAGGAGGAGAGUGAAGAAGAAAAACAGACUGAAGAAGAUGAAGUGGAUAAAGAUGUAGAGGUGGAGGAGGAGGAAGAGGAGAAGGAGGAGGAGGAGGAGGAGGAGGAAGAGGAGGAUAGCGAGGAAGAAGAGGAAGAGGAGGAGGAGGACGACGACGAGGAAAGCGAGGGAGAAGAGGAGGAGGUGGAGGAAGAGUUGGAAGAGGAAGAGGAGGAGAUGGAGGAAGAGCAGGAGGAGGACGACGAGGACGAGGAGGGUGAAGGGGAAGAGCAGGGGGAGGAGGAGGAUGAAGAGGAAGAGAGAGGGGAAGAAGGAGAAGAAGAGGAGGAUGAAGAGGAAGAGAGAGAGGAAAAAGGAGAAGAAGAGGAUGAUGGAGAGGAGGAAGAGGGAGAAGAAGAGGAUGAUGAAGAGGAUGACGAAGAGGAGGAAGAGGAAGUGACGGGAAGCGAAUAG
Molecule: messenger RNA, 2510 nt
Organism: Bombus pyrosoma
Lineage: Eukaryota; Metazoa; Arthropoda; Insecta; Hymenoptera; Apidae
Gene: RIC-3
Product: trichohyalin-like
Exons: 8
Coding region: 270-2510 (746 amino acids)
Biological process (GO): synaptic transmission, cholinergic; protein localization to cell surface
Cellular component (GO): neuronal cell body; neuron projection; intracellular membrane-bounded organelle
Source: RefSeq, a predicted model, not a curated record